AUGCGCGCUGCAAAAUUUCUUUCCUGGACCGGCCUCGGGCUGUCCAGUGUGGCUUCAGGACAUUCCACAUGGCCUCUAGGGAAUGGUUUCAACAUUGCUGUUGAUAAACCAACCAACCAUCUGUCUAUCACUCAGCGAGACAGCAUCAUCUGGGAUACGGUACCCGGUAAAACGUUCCUCAGUGCUAGCGCAGGUAAUGAUACUAUCCUGGAAUCCUCUGGCAAUUUCAAAAUUGAGCAAGUGGAUCGGAACAAGUGCGAAAACCAGAAAGUCACCCAAGUGUCCCAUCGUGCUUGGGACGACAGUUUCAAUGAUCAUGCUGUGGUGGUUUCCGGCGACCUCACUAGAUGUGGGGAUGAAAUGUCAAACUUCUUGAUUGCGUUCUGGGUGCCAAUCAACCUGCCAGACCGUGUUGCGUUUCAUGUUAGCGUCAAUCCUGUUGACACAUCGGCAGAUCCCCUAAACAAGAUCUUUUUGGCAUACCGUUCCUUUGAGACUGAAGACUUUUACGGUCUGGGAGGCCAAGCAUCCUUUUCGUCAUUGAAAAAUCAAUCAGUCCCCAUUUUCUCGCGAGAGCAAGGAGUUGGCCGUGGUGAUCAACCCACCACGCACCUCGAGGAUUCCGAUAGUUUCUUUUCCGGGGGGAAUGAAUUCACGACUUAUACUGCUGUUCCACAGUAUAUUAGUUCGACCGCGCGAGUUUUCCACCUUACCCAAGAAAGCACCGCCUACGCAAACUUUGAUUUUCGUGACCCUUUGGCAGUCACCGUUCGAUAUGACGCGUUAAAUGUCUCCGGAUAUUUCAUGCAGGGAAACAACAUUCUCAACGGUAUUUCAAUGCUCACUGAUUACACGGGCAGGAUGGCAGAACUGCCGAAAUGGGUAGACUCUGGUGCAGUCCUUGGAAUCCAAGGCGGACAGGAGAAGGUGAACAGGAUCGUCAAGGAAGGACUCCAACAAAAUUGCCCAAUUGCAGGAGUUUGGCUGCAAGAUUGGUCUGGGACACACGCACAAAGCGUUGAUUGGAUGAGCCUCAACGUCUCGCGGCUCUGGUGGAAUUGGGAAUACGACACAGACCUCUAUCCAACCUGGGACAAAUUUGUUCAGGAUCUACGAGACCACUACGACGUACGCACUUUAUCGUAUAUCAAUCCGUUUCUGGCAAAUGUAAGCACGAAGUCGGACGGAUAUCGCAGAAAUCUGUUCCUUGAGGCAACAGAACAGGGCUAUAUGAUUCAAAACUCCACAACCAACGGAACAUCCAUCAUCUCAAGUGGUCCCGGACUUGAUGCUGGGAUUCUUGAUCUCACCAACCCUUCCACACAGUCCUGGUUCAAAAAUGUUCUUAUGGAACAGGUCUGGAACGCCAACAUCUCAGGGUACAUGUGUGACUUUGGGGAGUAUACACCUGUGCUUGCCGACACCCGCUUUGCCAAUAAAAGCGUGGAUCCGGCUUUCUACCACAAUGAAUACCCCCUUGACUGGGCCACCCUACACCACUCGCUUCGCAAUGAACUUCCUCAGAUUUCUGACGCCAUCAUCUUUCACCGCUCUGCAUCACUCGGUCAAAACCGCCACAUGAACCUUUUCUGGGCUGGAGAUCAGGACACCACUUGGGGCGUGAACGAUGGUAUCAAAUCCGCUGUGACUGUCUUGGGUCAUAUGGGCAUGUCUGGAUUCGCACACGGACAUGUAGAAAUUGGGGGAUAUACGACUACCUGGGACAGCUCUGGGAUCGUCAAUCGCUCAGCCGAACUUCUUGGCCGUUGGGGAGAGCUGGCCGCGGUCUCAAGCGCCGUAUUCCGCUCACACGAGGGGAGUGUGCCUCAAGUAAACACACAGUUUUACACCAACACAUCUACCCUUGACUACUUUGCGUACAACGCACGAAUGUUCAGCAGUCUGGCCACCUACCGACGACGGAUUUUGGAUACCGAAAGCAAACCUUACGGCUGGCCCUUGCUCAGAAUGCCUGUAGUUUACCACCCGGAUGAUGUGACUGCGAGACACAUUAGCUAUCAAAGCUUCUUCCUCGGUCCGGAUCUAUAUGUCGCACCGGUUCUAGACCCCGGGACAACGGCCAUCCAGGUCUAUUUACCUGGCAAGGAUGAAACAUACACCCAUGUCUGGUCAGCCAGGACAUAUCAGGGAGGACAGAAUAUUACCGUGGGAGCGCCCUAUGGCAAGCCUGCUGUUUUCAUUGUUGGGAAUUUGACGCAUUCAGCCUUGGACCCGUUCCUGAAGUUUGUUCACGAAGAAAACAGCACUAUCGUCAAGGUCUGA
Messenger RNA from Penicillium riverlandense, 2283 nucleotides. RefSeq lists its product as uncharacterized. The coding region runs from base 1 to 2283 and encodes 760 amino acids. Gene Ontology annotation, molecular function: hydrolase activity, hydrolyzing O-glycosyl compounds. Gene Ontology annotation, biological process: carbohydrate metabolic process. NCBI's taxonomy places the organism in Eukaryota, Fungi, Ascomycota, Eurotiomycetes, Eurotiales, Aspergillaceae. The record is from RefSeq and is a predicted model, not a curated record. The transcript has 2 exons.